Messenger RNA from Papaver somniferum (opium poppy), 369 nucleotides. RefSeq lists its product as uncharacterized. The transcript is spliced from 2 exons. The record is from RefSeq and is a predicted model, not a curated record. The coding region runs from base 1 to 369 and encodes 122 amino acids. NCBI's taxonomy places the organism in Eukaryota, Viridiplantae, Streptophyta, Magnoliopsida, Ranunculales, Papaveraceae.
AUGGCAGUACUUAAGAUUUAUGUCUUGGCUUUGGCAUUACUAAUAAUAUCAGUUGAAAUUCCAGUAACAUUAUCUAGUGAUCAUCUAGUGUAUUCUGCAGCAAAUGGUGAUCCAAGCUGCGAUGAUAAUUUACAAGGUUUAGUAGCACAGUGUACUAACUAUGUAAUGAAGCUGGUAUCAAAAAUUGCACCAUCUACUGCAUGUUGUUCCAUCGUAAACAAGAUUGAUUCUGGUUGUGUUUGUAGCCAUGUCACCAAAAGGGUGGAAAGUCUAAUCAGUAUGGACAAAGCUGUUUUCGUUGCUACUUAUUGUGGUAGACCACUUCCUCAUGGAUCCCAGUGUGGAAGUUAUACAGUUCCAGCUGCAUGA